This is a messenger RNA of Nakaseomyces glabratus, 597 nucleotides long. It is a transcript of the gene PST2, whose product is annotated as PST2. Gene Ontology annotation, molecular function: FMN binding; NAD(P)H dehydrogenase (quinone) activity. Gene Ontology annotation, cellular component: membrane. NCBI's taxonomy places the organism in Eukaryota, Fungi, Ascomycota, Saccharomycetes, Saccharomycetales, Saccharomycetaceae. The record is from RefSeq and is a predicted model, not a curated record.
AUGGCUAGAGUCGCUAUUAUUAUCUACUCCAUGUACGGACACACUGCUGCGUUGGCUGAAGCCGAGAAGCGCGGUGUGGAGUCAGCCGGUGGUAAGGCCGACAUCUACCAGGUCGCCGAGACGCUGACCGCUGAGCAGCUCGAGCAGUUCGGUGCGCCAGCCAAGGCGACUUACCCAAUUGCGACCAGAGACACCUUAGAAGAGUACGAUGCGUUCCUGUUCGGUGUGCCAACGAGGUUCGGUAACUUCCCACAGCAAUGGAAGGCCUUCUGGGACGCUACUGGUGGCCUGUGGGCCAAAGGUGCUUUGCAAGGCAAGGCUGCAGGGUUCUUCGUGUCCACUGGUACUGGUGGCGGUAACGAGUCCACUGUGAUCAACGCGAUCUCCACUCUGGCACACCACGGUAUCGUGUAUGUGCCAUUGGGUUACAAGAACGUCUUCGCACAGAUCACCAACUUGCAAGAAGUGCACGGUGGUUCCGCUUGGGGUGCAGGUACCAUUGCAGGCCCAGACGGAUCCAGACAGCCAUCUGAGCUGGAACUGAAGACCCACGAGCUGCAAGGUAAGUACUUCAGCGAAACCGUGAAGAAGUUGUGA